Vollenhovia emeryi is the source of this 2025-nucleotide messenger RNA. RefSeq lists its product as uncharacterized. The transcript has 2 exons. NCBI's taxonomy places the organism in Eukaryota, Metazoa, Arthropoda, Insecta, Hymenoptera, Formicidae. The coding region runs from base 1 to 2025 and encodes 674 amino acids. The record is from RefSeq and is a predicted model, not a curated record.
AUGUCGGACGAUCAGAAAACGGGCAAGGCAGACCGCCCGGUGACUCAGCAACUGGAAUUGCGGCCGGGAGAUCGCUUAUCCUCGAGGACGGCGUCUCCAGUUCGGCUCUCCACGGAACUCGCCCUGAAGGUGCAGACGCAGCUGGGUCGGAUCUCCACUCUCAAGGCCAUCGCAGAAAUUCUCCCGGAGUCUCUUGCAGAGACUUCUGUUGAAGAGGUAAAUCAGCUCUGGCUUCAAAUUGAGGAGACGCACAAGGCGCUCCUCAAGGAACACGCCUACUUCGAGGUCUCAUGGCCCUCUGCACUCACUCAUCACGAGCAUUUCUCGGGGAACGCUCAUCAGGAGGAAACGCUGUGCCACACGCAAGCGCAACGCAUCAUCGGCGUACUCCGCCACUCACUGAUAGCUUCGUCCGCUCAAUCAACCUGUGCCUUGGCACUGAUCAGCUCAUCCACCACUCAUUACUCAGCGCGUCUACUCAUUGACGCAAGCUCAGAACUCACCUUCGUCACGGAGAAUCUCAUUCGGCAGCUCAACAUCCCUCGUCAAUACUCAAGUAUUGUCGUCACUGGAAUUACAGGCAAGGAGUGUACUCAGACACGAGGAGUCGUGUCACUUACGUUACGCUCGACACAUUCCAACUCAAAUGCCACAGUUCAAGCUCAUGUCCUCCGGACAGUUACAUCAAUCGUACCAUAUUUCGAAGCAGAACCGGAAGAAUGGCCGCAUCUCAGAAACUUGGCAUUAGCCGAUCCAGACUGUCUCAUCCCGCGGCCUGUUGACAUCCUCAUCGGAGCAGACGCUUACGGGCAAAUCAUCAAGCCCAAUAUUAUUAGACAUUCUCCACUCAUGCCGAUAGCGCAACUCUCCAUUUUCGGAUGGCUCGUUCUUGGACCAGUCAACAGAGAAGCAAGACGCACAUCAACGCAUCGUGCUGCUACUCAAUUCAAUAAGGAUGCUCUUAAUGAGCUAUUGACGAAAUUUUGGAUUCAAGAGGAGGUGCCUACUCACGAUGUCACUCAGUUCACUCCUGACGAGCAGAGGUGCGAGAAGCACUUCAAGACUACACACUCUCGUGAUUCUUCAGAGAGGUACAUCGUCAGGAUUCUACUCAACUCACCAGUAGAUCUUUUGGGUGAUUCUUACAACGUCGCUCAUCAAUGUCUGAAGGGAUUACGCAGACGAUUCUCAAGGGAUGUGAAUUAUCAACGUCUCUAUCAACAAUUCAUGAUUGACUACGAGACACUCAACCACAUGACGAAGGCAUCAUCCAUCUCCAGUCAUCGCUCACAUUUUCACCUGCCACAUCACGGUGUUCUCAAGCCGGACAGUAUUACAACGAAACUGCAGGUAGUUUUUAAUGGCUCUAGCGCAUCCACAUCAGGCUACUUGGUCAACGACCUCAUGUACACUGGAGCAAAGCUACAUCUGAACAUCUCAGAUGUUCUACCAUGGAUACGUAGACAUCGUUACAUUUUCGCUAUGGACAUCACCAAAAUGGACAGACCGAUUCAGAUUCACAAGGAUGACUGGGAGUUACAGCGGAUACUCUGGAUGGACAAUCAGCUCAAUGAGGUGCCAUAUCAUUCAACAACGGUCACUUACGGGACGAAGGUCGCACCAUUCUCAGCCGUACGGACCUUGUUACAAUUAGCAGAAGACGAAGGACAUAGUUUCCCACUGGCUGUGCCAGCUAUCACUCACGGCAGAUAUGUCGAUGACAUAUUUGGUGGUGCAGAUACCGUGCAACAAUUACAGGAGGUUGCACCUCAACUAAGGGACCUCUGCAUGGCGGGCGGCUUUCCGCUAGCAAAAUGGCAUGCAACUCAUCUCGACAUACUCAAGACUGUCACCGACAGCCAAGACCAAGGCUUACCAAUCACCUUCGACGAUUGCGCAACCAAGGUACUCGGACUCAAAUGGCUCCCUCAAGAAGAUACAUUUGCAUUCUCAACUAGGAACUCACGCACUGAAGGCAGACUCACAAAACGCCUCGUCUUAUCUGAAGUGGCUCAGAUGAAGUGA